CCCGCAAUCGAGCAAUGGAUAGAUGAAACGCAGCAGCAACAGAGGCAGAGCACCAAUGUGGGACGGCAACCGCAGCGGAGUACGGUGGCAGAAAGCUCGCCGAUGGGUAACUUCAGUACGGGUCAACGGCCGAGUUUGUUGAGGAGUGGGUUGACCACGUCGCGAGAGGACAUCACGCUUGGCCCGCCAAAGACACAGUUCGCUUCGAGCCGCACCGUCUCGAGGCUUGCCGACUUCGCAGAUAAGCCUGCCACGCCGCCGACAGAGGCAGCGCUGGAGGAGAGGGAUGGCAAGAACGGCGGACGCACUUUCGGCGACAAGUCUAAUAGAAAGAGCUUAGGGGCUACCGAGACGGACGGCAGACACAACAGAGAGAGCUGGACAAGCGUGCGCGACCGACGUGCGCUUGGCGGAGACGAGGAGAAAGCAGAGGGCGAUGAGCGCAAGUUCGGCAGACGGGACCAUGCAACGGACGGUGAACGGCGCAAUGGCUACAGCGAGCGCCCGGACAGUCGCUGGCACAGGGAUGAAAGGCGGACAACCGCGGAGCGUCAAGGUGGGUGGCGUGAACGCGAGAAGGAGCGGAGAGACCGCGAUUUCGACAAUGGUCACAACGACAAGGAGCCGGAAUGGAUGGACGAUCCGGCGCCGAAAGUACAAGAGGAUGACUUUGGCGAGUUGACGAGCAUGCCGAAGAAUCAGGAAGAUUUCGAGAAGUGGAAGAAGGCGCAGCAUGCGCGAUACAGAAAGUCUACAGAUGAGCCGGAGGCGGUACCGGCAGAGCCGCCUCCGGGUGCAUCAGCAUCUGAAGUGCCAUCCGCGAAGAGCAUAGCUUCAUUGAAGCUCGAGGGCAUCGUGGACAAGCCCUUUGGCAAUUGGAACGAAGGCAAGAGUACAGACGGUGCCGCUGAGAGCGCUGGAGUGCAGACGUCUGCGGCGUCAGCCAAGGGCAAUGCCAAGAGCAAAACGAGCAGGUUCAUGCCAAUGUUCAAGAAGGAUGAGCUGAAGGAUGAACUGUUAGCGAUAGCGAGCAGUUCGCCGGAACCGGCCACCACAGCAGUCAAUGGUUCUGCAGAGGACAAGGCAGGCUUCGAGAACAUCUUGCGCAUGCUUGGCAAUACUGGCGUUGGUCAAGAAGCUACUCCGAACGAGCCGGCUUCACCGCCGCCGAGACAGGUGUCAAAUGGGACAAAGCCGAAGAGUAGGUUCACCGGCUUCUUUGACCAAACCAAAAGUCCUGACAGGAUGCAACCACCAACGACGGGCAAGCAAGCUCCGUCCAAGCCUGUGGAGAGUGAGAUGCUGCAGACCGGUCGUGGUUUCAUGGAAGAACCUAACAACAUCUUCGGCGGCACCCUUGGCGAGGAGAUCUCAAGAGACCAGCGUCCGACAGCGCAAGCUGUAAGCACCGCGAUGUCGCCAGAUUCCAUCUUGCAAACCAACGUGCCGAAAGACCCAAGGUCGCAGACUGGCCGGAUGAACGACAUCUUCCUCGACCCCACGCACCGCGGCGCUUCUACGCCAGAUACGAAUAUUGAAGACUUGCUUGCCUCGCAGCGCAACCAACAGCGCCAGCAGGGUGUAGAUAACAAGAACAGCGAGUUUCUGCUAGGCUUGUUGCAAAACAAGGGAGCGUCGAGACCUCCGUCACAGCAGCUCCGGCAGGCUCCUCCCGACUUUCAGCUGUGGCGCGAGCAGCCACCAAUCAUACCAGAGACGCAUGCACCGAAGCCUCGUGCUCCGCCGCCACCUGGUCUGUUCGAGGACCAGCUCCUCCGCAACCAUCCACAAGAGCCACCGAGGCAAGAGCAGCCGUCAAUGGCCAACAAUGACAUGGUCCAGCGCCGGACAUCUCAGCGUGCACCGCCCGGCUUCUUCGACGAGCCAGGCCUGUUCCAGCAACAGCAGCAGCAGCAUCAACAACAGCAGCACCACCACCACCAGCGCAACUUCACCGAAUCGGCACGCCAAUUCGGGCAGCCCGCAGCCAGUCGUCGCAUGAGCAAUCAAAUCAAUAUACCACCGAUGCAGAUCCUGCCGCAUGCGCAACCGCCAUCCGCACCGUUUCCAGGAGAUUUUAUGCAAAGUCCAAACUCCGCCGUACCACCACCAGGUUUCCACCCACACAUGCCGCGGCAUCCGCCCGGCAUUCACAAUAUUCCAAACAUCUUCUCUGCGCCCCAGCCGCCGAAACAGCAGCCGCAGCGAGAGCCGAUGGGCUUCAACGGUUUAGGUGCUGUAGGAGGCACUGGUAUGCUGCCGCGGACGACAUCGCCGCCUAAUGCGCCUCCGGGUUUCUUUGCUGGACCGCAGGGUUUGCCACAGGGGUUUAUGCCGAUGCGGAGUCCGCAGGAGGGCAUGCCUGUUGGCGCUAGUGGCGGCGGGAGAGGGUUUGAUGCAUUCCGGGGGCUUGGACAGGGGCGGUAGAAGCGUCCGGCUGAGGAGGCCAAGGAAGUGGAGGCAAUGACGGUGUUGGCGGGCGGCCUGUGGCUCGAUCGUCGUCAGGGGAAGAAGCGUGUUAGACGUUAAACGCCCCACGUGGUUCAGGGAGUCGAUGCUUGCGUUGCGAAGAGGGAGGGCCCAGGCAUGGCAUCUCACGCUGGUAACGCACGUCGUUCGCUUGUGUGAUCAGCUCCAGGUUUGUGCAUGCUAGCCAAUAGAGCUUGGGGAGGGAGGAUG
Molecule: messenger RNA, 2679 nt
Organism: Baudoinia panamericana UAMH 10762
Lineage: Eukaryota; Fungi; Ascomycota; Dothideomycetes; Mycosphaerellales; Teratosphaeriaceae
Exons: 3
Coding region: 103-2427 (774 amino acids)
Source: RefSeq, a predicted model, not a curated record